Messenger RNA from Euleptes europaea (tarantolino), 2088 nucleotides. It is a transcript of the gene PRKCB, whose product is annotated as protein kinase C beta. NCBI's taxonomy places the organism in Eukaryota, Metazoa, Chordata, Lepidosauria, Squamata, Sphaerodactylidae. The record is from RefSeq and is a predicted model, not a curated record. Gene Ontology annotation, molecular function: diacylglycerol-dependent serine/threonine kinase activity; zinc ion binding; ATP binding. The transcript is spliced from 17 exons. Gene Ontology annotation, biological process: protein phosphorylation. The coding region runs from base 1 to 2085 and encodes 694 amino acids.
AUGGCCGAGCCGGCGGCGGCGGGGGGCGCGGGAGUGGCGGCGGCGGCGGGGUCGGGGGGGCCGGGGUCGGGGGGGUCGGUGUCGUCGGCUCCCCCCGGGCCGGAGGGCGAGGAGGGCCCGAUGCGCUUCGCCCGCAAAGGCGCGCUCCGCCAGAAGAACGUGCACGAGGUGAAGAACCACAAGUUCACCGCCCGCUUCUUCAAGCAGCCCACCUUCUGCAGCCACUGCACCGACUUCAUCUGGGGCUUUGGGAAGCAAGGUUUCCAGUGUCAAGUCUGCUGCUUCGUAGUCCAUAAGAGGUGCCAUGAAUUCGUUACCUUCUCCUGCCCGGGGGCAGACAAAGGUCCGGCUUCAGACGACCCCCGGAGCAAACACAAGUUUAAAAUCCACACCUAUUCCAGCCCGACCUUCUGUGACCACUGCGGCUCCUUAUUGUACGGACUUAUCCACCAGGGGAUGAAAUGUGACACCUGCAUGAUGAAUGUCCACAAGCGCUGUGUGAUGAACGUGCCCAGCCUCUGCGGGACGGACCACACCGAGCGCCGAGGCCGGCUACACAUCAAGGCGGACAUAGAAAACGAAGUCCUCACGGUUAUAGUACGAGAUGCCAGAAACCUGGUCCCCAUGGACCCCAACGGCUUGUCAGACCCCUACGUGAAGCUCAAACUCAUCCCCGACCCGAAAAGCGAAAGCAAACAGAAGACUAAAACCAUCAAAUGCUCGCUGAACCCCGAGUGGAACGAGACCUUUAAAUUUCAGCUGAAAGAGUCCGACAAGGACAGGCGAUUGUCUGUGGAGAUUUGGGACUGGGAUCUCACCAGCAGGAACGAUUUCAUGGGAUCUCUCUCCUUUGGGAUCUCGGAGUUGCAGAAGGCCGGUGUCGAUGGCUGGUUUAAGAUGCUGAGCCAGGAGGAAGGCGAAUACUUUAACGUCCCCGUCCCCCCGGAAGGAGAGGAAGGCAACGAAGAGCUACGGCAGAAGUUCGAGAGAGCCAGGAUCGGCCCUGGAGCCAAGGCGGCGGAGGAGAAGAUGCUGAACGCCAUCUCCAAAUUCGACAACAAUGGGAACCGGGAUCGCAUGAAGCUCUCCGACUUCAAUUUCCUGAUGGUUCUGGGCAAAGGCAGCUUUGGGAAGGUGAUGCUGUCCGAAAGGAAAGGCACCGACGAGCUCUACGCCGUGAAGAUCCUGAAGAAGGACGUGGUCAUCCAAGACGACGACGUGGAGUGCACCAUGGUCGAGAAGCGAGUGCUGGCCCUGGCUGGCAAGCCCCCUUUCCUGACGCAUCUGCACUCCUGCUUCCAAACCAUGGAUCGCCUGUAUUUCGUGAUGGAAUAUGUGAACGGAGGCGAUCUCAUGUACCAGAUUCAACAGGUUGGCAGGUUUAAGGAGCCCCACGCCGUGUUCUACGCUGCCGAGAUCGCCAUCGGGCUCUUCUUCCUGCACUGCAAAGGCAUCAUUUAUCGCGACCUGAAACUCGACAACGUCAUGCUGGACUCCGAGGGACACAUCAAGAUCGCGGAUUUCGGCAUGUGCAAAGAGAACAUCUGGGACGGCGGCACCACCAAGACCUUCUGCGGCACCCCAGACUACAUCGCUCCCGAGAUAAUUGCCUACCAGCCCUAUGGGAAAUCAGUGGACUGGUGGGCCUUCGGAGUCCUGCUCUACGAAAUGUUGGCCGGGCAGGCGCCGUUUGAAGGCGAAGACGAGGACGAGCUGUUCCAGUCCAUCAUGGAGCACAACGUGGCGUACCCCAAGUCCAUGACCAAGGAGGCUGUGGCCAUCUGCAAAGGGCUCAUGACCAAGCAUCCGGCGAAGCGCUUGGGGUGCGGCCCCGAAGGGGAGAGGGACAUCAAGGAGCACGCCUUCUUCCGCUACAUCGACUGGGACAAACUUGAACGGAAAGAGAUCCAGCCUCCUUUCAAGCCCAAGGCUAAAGAUAAACGCGAUACUUGCAACUUCGAUAAAGAGUUCACGAGGCAGCCCGUGGAACUCACGCCCACGGACAAGCUCUUCAUCAUGAACUUGGACCAGAAUGAGUUUGCGGGAUUCUCCUACACUAACCCUGAGUUUGUCAUUCACGUGUAGGCA